AUGGAAAGUCGUGCAAUAAGCACGAGUAUAAAAAUGAAAGACAAUGGCACCGACAUCAAUCAGUCGAGUCGAGUUUUUCAGUUCGCCUGUUUGGUUUCGGUUUGCAGAGCAGCAGACCACAUAAAUUUAUUAACGAACCUCGCUUAUGGUGAAAUGAUGAAAACAGUGCAAAAGAACCACAUCAAAAAUAACAAGCUAUAAUAGCAAAUUAAAAUAAGGAAAAUUGGACAGUGGAUAGUGGACCAGCGAACUUUUGUGUCUCUCAUAAUAAAUGGCCCGGCUGCCGUUCGUGAUGAAAUUAUUUAUGAAAAAUAAAUGGAAUACAUCGCCCUGGUGGGUGCUGAUGGUGAUGCUGAUGCCGUUGCAAGGGGAGGCGUCUACCGUUGCGACCGAGACCCACACAACCACGAAUGCAACAUGCAGACACGCCACGGACAUGUGGGGAGAUCCGGAUCCCAACAUAUUCUACGUGUGCUCCGAUGGCGGCCAACCGCUGCAGCUCCAGUGUCCGCCGGGCCGUGGAUUUUUCAACGGUCUGGGCCACCUCGGCUGUCUGCCCUUUGCCGACUGGCCAGCCUGUCGGCCCACAGAGGAGCAGGUGGCCGCCCAGCUGUCAGCUGGCUGUGACAGCAGCAACCAGCACCCGCUAGCCCCCUGGAGCUCACCGGAUCCCAAUCAGUUCUACAUGUGCCCUUCGGUGGCAGCCACACCUCUCCUGCUCACCUGCGCCGCCGGCAAAGGAUUCGUGUCCACAACGGAGGUGACUGGUUGUGCAGAUUGGUCACUGUGGCGUCGCCAGACGCAAUGUGAGGCGUACUUUUGAAACGACCGAACCACCGGAACAUGUACCCCCACCCUUCAAUACAUGUUUCAAUAAUCACCAUUACUGGGUUCUCUGCCC
Molecule: messenger RNA, 901 nt
Organism: Drosophila bipectinata
Lineage: Eukaryota; Metazoa; Arthropoda; Insecta; Diptera; Drosophilidae
Source: RefSeq, a predicted model, not a curated record